AUGCAUUGGAAAAGUCUAUGGCUGGGUACCUCGGACAGCGACGAAUCCAAAAAACGAAGCAUGACCGAACCUCAAUCGUUGUCCCGGCACAGCGAGCAACUGCCUCGUCCUACCCUUUCAACCACCAACCUCGCUCCCAGACAUUCAGAGUCUGCUCCUCGUUCCCCACCGUUGACUGGGUCAGAGGAAGUAGAAGAAGGGGAUCAUGAUGCCGAUAAUGAUGACGCCGUACAACUCGCUGGAUCUCGCUCUCGUAACUCGACGGCCAACACCCGAAGAGUGAACCCCGCGAUGACCCCCGAAGACGGUUCAAACUGGCGUAGAAAUCGCUUUAGCUUUAUGAGACUCCGUCAUGCCUCCGACCCGCAGCUUUCGAAGUCGUACGCAAAGGGAGAGGAGGAUAUCCCUCCAGUACCGUCCCUACCACCCCCGACCAUAAUCACCACUGCACCCACAACCCAGGACACCGACCAGCUCGUCAAGCGAAAGACCAAGUUCAAGCUAUUUCCAGAUUCCAAAAAGCCGUCCGCCGAGGAACUUUCUGCCCGGUCCUCUCCACAACAUCCCAAUCCAUAUGCGAAGUCUCGACAUGCAGCUCAGGAAUCAACUGACAGCCAGCGGGCGGAUCCUACUCUAUCAGCGUCUCAAGCCAGUAGCGAAGAGCCGGGACGGUUAUCUACGACGUCGAUUCGGAGCAGUGGUCGCGACCACCCGCAGGAUUCCCAGCGAUCAUCAGUGACGGAUGCUCGGUUUUCCGAGUCUUCUCGUUCUGACCAGAGUCUUGGAGAUCCUGGCGCCAGCCGUGAACCGGCGACUUCCGUUAGUAAACGAUUUCGCAUGCCGCGGUUGAAACGAAAUCGCAGCCCGCUAUUCCCUUUGCCUCCAAAGCCAACCAUCUCACAGCCGGCAGCACCGGACUCGACUGCAGCCAAGUCCGUCCCGAAACCCGAGUACGCGGACGAACAGGAUCACGUCUCUCCGCUGCCAUCUCCCUCUCGAUCGUCGGUGGGCGUGUCGUCGCCACGACCUCCUCUGCCCAGAAAGAACUCGGCAAACUCUACCCAUUCCGUCCGCUCUACCCCUUCCAGUAGGAGCCAGACAAGACCGACGACCCGACCAAGAUCUUCGACGUUGGAUUCCCUAGUCAACGCACAGGAUGGCGGACGGUUGUCCCCUCAUCUAAGUUCUUCCGCACGGACGUCCACCUCUACCAGCGGGCGGAAGAGCUUCGGCGAUAUUUUCAGCAUCACGCAGCUGUUGAGGCAAAAUUCCGAACCCCCCUUCCCUCGACUCGGAACUCCUAGUGUCAGUGCUUCCGGGACUCCUCCUGCGAACCCCAGUCUGCCGUCAUACCCAGAGAAGCGGGAAGACGACACACCGGCGACGUACUUGACUCGGUUGGAAGAGACCAUCCCGAAGAGUGUAAUUGCCGGAGUGCUGGCCCAGGCAAAUGACGACUUCUAUAAGAACGCACUAAGAAAGUAUAUGAGAGGGUUUUCCUUUUUCGGAGAUCCUAUUGAUAUGGCUAUCCGCAAACUCUUGAUGGAGGUGGAGCUGCCGAAGGAGACCCAACAGAUCGACCGUUUUCUGCAGAGUUUUGCUGACAGGUACCAUGAGUGUAACCCGGGGAUCUUCGCCUCAACCGAUCAAGCUUACUUUAUCGCCUUCUCUAUCUUGAUCCUGCAUACCGAUGUUUUCAACAAGAACAAUAAACGCAAAAUGCAGAAACCAGACUACGUGAAAAACUGUCGCGGUGAAGGCUUAGCGGAGGACAUUCUGGAGUGUUUCUACGAAAACAUCUCCUACACCCCUUUCAUCCACAUCGAGGAGGCGAAUGCAAACGGGCGUCACGUUUCGAAAACCCGACGUCCUUUGCUGAAGACCGCUAGCUCGGACCAUUUGGCUCGCGUCUCGCGGGAACCAGUGGAUCCCUAUACCCUAAUCAUGGACGGAAAGCUCGACUCUCUACGACCAAGUCUCAAGGACGUCAUGAACCUGGAGGAUACCUAUCGCUGUGAUGGCACAGAUGGGCCGCCCGACAUGGACAGCCUCCACCACGAUUUUGCCAAGUCCGGUAUCUUGCAGAUCCUGUCCCCCCGGUCGCGGCCUGAUGCGUUCAUGCCGUCUAGCCUGGAAAACCCCGCCGACUCCAACCCCGGGGUGGUGGACAUCAAGGUCGCCAAGGUCGGUUUGCUUUGGCGCAAGGACCCAAAGAAGAAGAGAGCUCGAUCGCCAUGGCAGGAAUGGGGCGCUCUCCUGACUCUGUCGCAGCUCUACCUUUUUAAGGAUGUGACGUGGAUCAAGUCCCUCAUGGCCCAACACGAAGCUCACCACAGGGAUGGGUCCCGUCGAGCGGUUGUGUUCAAACCGCCUCUCACAGACUUCAAACCGGACGGCAUCAUGUCGACUGGGGGUGCCGUGGCUUUGCUAGAUUCCAGCUAUAAGAAGCACAAACAUGCCUUUGUUUUCGUGCGCCACAAUGCUCUGGAGGAAGUGUUCUUAGCCAACACGGAUGCGGACAUGAAUGAUUGGUUGGCCAAGCUCAAUUACGCGUCAACGUUUCGAACUACUGGUGUACGGACGAAAGGAAUGAUCGCUACUAAUUAUGAAGCCCAGCGCAAUCGAAUGUGCCGCCGAGGUUCCGUUCAUUCCAGCGGCUCGCGGGUGUCCACCGACAGGGAGCCAGCCUCGCCUAACCCAGAUACAGAUGUCGCUCGAGACGUAGUUCUAGCCCGGAGGCACCUUCUACGUCAAAGGAUCCGAGAGGCGAAUGAAAAGCUCUUUGUGGGCCAGAGGCAGCUGGAUGAACUUUUGCGGAAUGCCCGACAUCUGCAGGUCCUGACACCCGUGCAUGCUAGGGCACGAGAGAACGUCAUUAUGGCUGCAGGACGCAUGGAAGCGAAACUGAAGUGGGUGAGACAGGAUAUCUGGCGCACCAAGUGUUAUCGGGAAGUCCUGGUUCGGGACCUGGACGGCGAAGAACUUGAAGACGAGAAGCAGGGGGUCACGGAGCAGAAUCCCUUGCAUCUGCAGAUCCCGACGACGAACGUUGUGCCGUCGACUCUAGAUGCGUCAGAAGUAGCUCAUGCCGACAAGCUGGCAUCUCCCGUCAAGCUGGCGUCUCCCGUUGAGGAUGUAUUCCCACAUGCGGACCCUGGUAGCCCUACAUCAGUGCAUCAGAUCGCAGUCGCACAGCCUUCUGAAGCCCGCAGACCGAGCGUCGUUCCCUCCAUCGCACCCUCUGUCGCCUCGUCCGAGCUGGCCCCUCGUGCUGGUAGGCGAUUCUCCGUCGACCAGCCCAAAGAGCGGACUGACUCCUGGUCACCGACCCCAACAAAUCGACUGGAGCGUGAAGCAUCCGUCCUCAGUGCUGCUAGUAAAUUUGAUGUUUCCAGCCUGGGGUCACGAGGUUCCAAGCUCACGGUUCCCGCAAGCUUCGACGAUGGGGAAGAACGCCUUCUUCGCGAGACUGGUUUGCUUGAUGUCAACAGCUCGCAUGAAUCGCGGAAGCUGUCUUCCGCCGGCCAGGGGGGCGAUGGCGAUUCCAAGGCCGACGAUGCGUCGGAUGCGUAUGCGGGUGAGCGGAUGAGCCGAGUCCGCCGUAGUCUACAUCGCACCUUGCGAGACACUUCGAGUGGAAAUCACGGUAACUAUCCUCGAAGCAAGAAAUCACGCGACUCUGCAUCCAACAUGACCGCGCCGGAGGACGGACAGGGAGCUACGGAAGGAGUACGAGGAGAAGGUCUGUCACGGAAGUCGGCGAGCUUCACCGUUCACGGCAAGAAGGCUUCUAUCGUGACGUUUGGGUCGGAGUGGCAAAAUAUACCACCGGAGGAGCGACUGAAACUGCGCAAGCCGACUCCGUCGGACGAGCAGAGGGUCCGCGAACCCGGAAUUGGCAGCAGCGCCGACUCCAUUGUUUCGGAGCCGGUGAACUUGGGAGACGUACUCUCUCUACGCCGACCUAGUACGGCCACCAGGCAGAGCAUCCCGACUGCGGAGGACUCCGACGGUGCCAAAGAGGCUGCGGGGAGACUCUACGGGGAGAUCAAAGCCAAAAGCGAGGACACGCUGGACUUGGAUUCGAAGUUGACGGAGCCCGCUGCUUCACUCGUCCAUGUUGUCCCCCCGAUCCAGGAGAGCGCCACAGUGUCAGACGAAGAUCGGGGGUCGCACUCAAUAGCGGCUGAGAAUCACGGCGUUGAGAGAAACACGGGCCAGAAAAUGCCGGCUAGUACUCCGGAGCAGACAGUGCAUGCAUGA
Molecule: messenger RNA, 4263 nt
Organism: Aspergillus tanneri
Lineage: Eukaryota; Fungi; Ascomycota; Eurotiomycetes; Eurotiales; Aspergillaceae
Product: Arf family guanine nucleotide exchange factor SYT1
Exons: 3
Coding region: 1-4263 (1420 amino acids)
Biological process (GO): regulation of ARF protein signal transduction
Molecular function (GO): guanyl-nucleotide exchange factor activity
Source: RefSeq, a predicted model, not a curated record